ACUGCUCUAUUCUUUCUCUAUUUUUCUUUGUGUACACAUGUUCUGUAAUCUUUUCAUUUACUAUAAGACAGACUAUUUUUUUAAAAGUAACUAAAGAUGCCCUAAUAAUUAGAAUAAUGUGGCAUUUCCCAUGUAUUUAAAAAAAUCUUUUGGGGACAAGAAUCUUUAAAAGGAAACGUUUUUGGGAUUUUGCCAUUUUAAAAUAAAAUAGCAAAGAAAUAUUUCACAAAAGACAACAUUUUCCCACAUGUGAGCUGAUUUUUGACACGCAAAUCUGGCAACCACACAGAUCAGUGCAGGUAUCUUGUGAUUCGGUGACGAUGGUUUCCAUGACGACGUUGCGUAAGCGUAAACGCUUGUCAAACAUCAAAGUCAUUUUACGCGUUUUAAGACGUUUACAAAACAAAUAUUCAGUCAACCAAGUUAGCAGGAAGUCCUCGGAAAUGAAUGGCAUGUAUUUCGUCACCGUAGUGUGUUUACACUGGCAAAAAUUAGUUAGCUGAUGUUGCUAAGUUUGGGUGCUAACAUAGUUAGCAGCAGUGGGUUCAGAAGACACGAAAGAAGCGGGGCAGCAGAGAUGUCCAGUCCCAGUCUCCCUCCUCUCAGCCACCUUCCUCGAUGGACGCGUGUCGGUCGUCUGAGAAAACCUUUGUCUCCACGAUCUUUACCGUCCAAGCAGCAGUUUCCUCCUCCUCUACCUCCGCCUCUUCCUCCCCCUGCUCCUCUUACUUCUAUCCCUCUGAACCAAACAGCGGUCAAAGGUGAGGACAGAGCAGCCGAGGCUCAGCACCUGUGUCCGGAUACAGAGUGUGAGCCACGCGUCGCUUCCCUGCAGAGAAACAUCCAGUUCCUGCAGCAGCAGCACCAGGACACUCUGCAGAGGCUUCAUGCGGAGAUAGAGCACCUGAGACGGCAGAACAAAGAUCUGCACUAUAAACUGAUAAUGGAGCCCCCCAGGUUGAGUAGAAAAGAGCCGAUGCAAAGUCAACGCAGCCUCAGACCCCUCACGCAUGGAAGGGGGGCUCACAAUGAGUUCUACCUGGAGGAGCCGCUGCAGGACAUACAGUCCUCACAAAACCGGACUCUGAGAACCUUUGGAGGAAGCGGUGAUUUUUCAGAGUCCAACAGACAGAACUGUGGUCCAGACAUGAAUGGAAGCCGCAUCACUUCAUUGCAGCCUCUUCAAAUCCACAGUGACCCCUCCUGUCCACCACGAGCUCCCACACUACAGGAGUGUGAGGUUAUCAUCCGGCAGCUGUACAAUGCUAACAGUUUACAGUCUCAGGAACUCCUACGUGUGAAGGCCGUGCUCAGAGAUAUUGUCCUGAGCAGAAAGAUCUCACCAGAAAACUAUAGCCUGACCAAGGGCUACCUGGUCGACAGUCCAAGCAAAUCCGAGGAAAAGUCAUGUCCAAAACUUAGACUGCAAACUUAUCCAGGAUUGAGGUCUGGACCUCCUCAGUCUGGAAUCAUUCUCCCAGCCCUUAAGCAAAGCCUGAGUCCAACCGUAGCAGAGAGACAGCGUAGAACUCGCACUCUGCAGAAAGACCGUUUUAAAAGGACUGCACUGAAUUAAAACCAAAUAAAUAAGAAUUACCAGCAUCCUCCUCAGGACCCAGGUUUUUAUGGUCCUUAAAAAAAGCCUUAGUCACAAGAACUGAUGCAAGUAAGUAUAACAAUAAAAAACUGGAGAUAUUUUUUGUUUGAACAACUUGACGGUUUUUGUAAAGAAGUUAAAAUUAUGUUCUAAUUUAAAUUUUUGGUUUUGAAAAAUAAAACCAAAACAGAAAAACAUAAUUCCAGACCAUUAAGUGAGGGAGGCAUCCAUAUGGGCCAGAUUUCGAGAAAAAAAGUCUUGUCUUUGUAAUGCAUUGAUUCCCAACCUUUUUUUGGCUUGUUACUCCCUUUGUAACAUCACAAAUUUCUCACGACAUUUUGAUUUUAUUCAUGAAAGUGAAAUAAUAGUUGUUUAAGAUUGUGUGUGUGUGUGUAUGUGUGUUAUACACAUAUUGUAUGUUUUCAAUUAUCAUUUUACAAGAAUAAUAAUUAGUUGAAAAAAAAUAUUUUUAUCAGUAAUGUUUUUUAUCAAUUACCUGACAUGUAAGGCAACCCCAUUUGUAGUCUAGGUGAUCCCAUGUGGGACCGUGACCCCAAAGUUGAAAUACACUGAUGUAAUGACUAUGCACUUCCAUGCAAACACACGACCAAUACAAUAAACUUAUGGUAUUUUUGCUUAAUUUUACAUCAAUAUUCGUAAUGUCUCCUUACAGUGCAACGGUGGCUAGUUUGUUCAUGAUGUCAGAGAAAUGUAGAAAUGAUCUAGAAAUGAUUGCAUCUAAAGUACAGCCUGGCUGUCUUGGAUUUUUCUGUUUAGAUUCAGACUUAGAAAUAGAAAGAGGGCAUAAAACAUUUCUUUACUAAUAUAUUUCCAUUUCAAGCCUUUGUCACCCCAACCUACUGUAUAUGCAUAUCUUUAAUUUGGAUAUUCUCAAGUAGUGUUUGUAAUUACAAGACACAACGACAGUUUAAUCUAAUUUUAAGUCUUUGUUAUUCUACUAGCCUCAAAGACCUGUUUGUAUUUAUGUAUUUAUUUCAUCACCAAAAACAGAACCAAAAGCUCACAACGGCCAUUUGCACAUUUAAAUAUGAGUUAUACAGUCAGUAUUACAAAUUAUUUAUAUAUUCAAAUGUGUACAUAUUUGAGUUUUAGGAAAGUAAUCAUAAACUUUUGGUCCAGUUUGAGACUUUUGGGUAUUGUUCUUUUACAGAACUCUGGAUUUCAAGCUCACAAAUCAAAUUACCAUAAAAGUUUAGAUAAAUGUUCCGAUGCCUUAGCUGCAGUAACAUUUCUGUUGUACUCAGUCGCAGUGUGGUUUAAUAAAUUUCAACAUUAAAACGCUUUAUGUUUUCAGUUAUAUGGGGAACAUGGUUGUAAAAGGAAGUACAGCGUCAGUAAUCUGUGAAAGUAGACAUAUUCAAAUUCCCCUAGCCUGGUUUAAAAACAAAACCUGACAAAAAAUGUCUGAUUGUGCAACAUUGAGUGCAGAGCAGGUUGAGAACUGCAUAGAGCCAGACUGGGCAGAUCAUUCCUGGAAUUAACUUGGCUCUGCUUCCUACACAGACCUUAGGGAAAGUGUUUACACUGCUAUUUAAGUUUGUAUUUAAUGUGCUCUGUUGAUUAAUGCUAAAUUACAUUAACCAGUCACAUCUGUUUGUUCAUCAGAGGCCCAUGUUGUGCAGACAUUUUCUGAAUGAAGACAUAAAUUCAAAUUUCCUGAUUGACAAUUCCUGCAAAAUUUGAGCUGCAUUCAAUUGCAUUGUCUUUAAAAAAGCACCUUAAAAUUAGGGUGUUGCAUUUGUUGCAUUUACCAUAACUAGCUUUAUACUAAGAUUGUUCUUUGGACUUCACCUUUGAAGUAAGUUUACUGCAGCUGGUGGAUGUUGAAACCAGAAUAUUUAAGAUGAAUUUGUAUUGCAUUAUUCAGCUUGUAUUCAGUUAACCCUACAUUUUAGAGAGACACACGAUAACUAUAAUUGUGCAGAGAUUACUAAUAAAUUAAUUAAACACACAAAUUAAAUAAGAAUACAGAAACAAUAUACCUUCCAAAAAUAACCUAAAAACAGUUUUGCUAUAGGUUUGUACCUUUUGACUCAGGUUUCCAGGAACUGUCUUGCCUUGAUUUCAGUUUUAGUAGAAAAUUAACUGACCAGUAGUUCUUCUUUCACAUCCUGUUAAAUAUUUAUCUAUAAAUCCUCUCUGGGUCUUAUCUUUUCCCUCCACUUAGCAGAUCCAUCUUCUUCAUUCUCUGUCCAUAAUAUCCACCAUAACAAACAACAAGAGUCCCAGUUGAAAGAAAAAUUACACUUUAAGAGUUUCUCUUGCCCCACUAGAUGGAGACCUUCCUUUGUUUCAGGUCACACCCAGUCAUGCCACAGUCUUCCACAAAACCUCAGACAUUUUUUAUCCCCCACAUAACAGGCGCAAAGUAAUACUUUUCAUACUUUGUGGCAAUGUAAUCGGAACAGCCUACAUGAUCCCAGUGUUCCUUUUCUGACAAGAUGUCAAACAAUAUGCCUGUCAGUGUCAGUUGUUUUGCUUCAAACUCAUGCAGUAAAAACGGGGCUUUUGUUCGUUUUGUGUUCAGUCCUAAUUUGUUGCAUCACUGUGUCUUUGUGGAAUUGUGGGAAUUGGCAAGUAUUAGCCACCAAGUCCCAGUGGGUGCAGAUCUAUUGAAAUUCAGACAGUGUUGCAGUGCUGGUGAGGGAAGCUCGGUGCCAGCUGCAGCCUCAGGAGCCUGGGUGUCUAAAACUUCCACUACUAGAGGAACCGAUACACAGUUUUCUACUGCCAUCAGUACAAAUAAUGCCACAUCUUUGCAGAUUCCGACACCAAAGAUUUGGGUUUUUAUUUUAUUUUUUUGUAUCUUUAUUUCUAUGAAUGACUCUUAUCUUUGGUGGUGCUGUGCUCUGCAUUUUAAUUUAGCCUCUCUUCUGUCAGGAUAUUGUAUUUUGGCUUGGUCUGCCCCAAACUGUUGUGUCACGGUUGUCGGUGGUGAGCCAGAUAAUACAUAUUUGUAUAAUGAGAUUGAACAGAGAGAAGUUGGAGAGAAACAGGAAAUGAAAAUAAGGAAAUAUAUGUUUAAGGCUUUUUAUAAACAUGACAUUAAAUACCUUGACAGUUUAAGUCUGACUAAUUUCUUUGGUAUUUUACACCCCAAAAACAGUUAUAGAGAAAUAGAUGUAAAUUUAACUGUUGCAAUAAUAGUUUGAUUUUAUAAUUGUUUUGUGCUCCUGAGUGUUUGAUCAGGUGAAUAUUGUGAAUACACAAUAUGCACUCUUGUUAAUAUAUUACUCUUACUACUUUAAUAUAUUACCCGUUUUUAAAUAACAUGUUUUAUAAAUAACAUUAUUAUCAACAAUAAUUGUAGUUCACACCAUUAAUGUCUGUUUCAACAAUGUAUUUAUAAGUGAAGAAGAGCCGAGCAAAUUAGACAUAUUUUAGUUUUUUUGUUGUUUUUUUUCCCUUUUAACUAAACAAGUUGACUUUCCAGCCAGCCAAGUCGCCCCCUGGCGACUUUCUGCUGCAUCCGGAUGUUUUCACUACUGAUAAAAACGUUUUCUUGCUGUACCAUGAAAAUUCGAAGAAAUAAUAGUUUCCUCAAACUCGUUGGUAGGUUUUGAGUGUUAAGUAUAGAGGGUCAUACGUCAUCACCCACCCAUCACUUCCCUCCCAUCGACACCCCUCCCAUCGACACCCCCUCCUCUCGCCCUGUAGUCCGUGACGUACUGAUAGAGAGCGGGACCUGCCCUCCCGUCGCCAUUUUUCGGUUCUGUACUCAUACUUCUUGCGGCGCGGGUGAGUGGGACAGGAACAGAAAAGAAGGGAAGUUUAUACCCAAAUAACGCAUUUUACGGAUUGGAAUUGUCCGUGAGAAGUCGGAAAUGCACGCGACAGCCACGAAGCCGCCUUCUGGCGCGUGAGAGAUGCACGCGCGGGACCCGAGCCGCUGCCGCGAGACAAUUUUUUGUGUGAAGACGUGUUUCUGUCCGCCAUUUUUUCGGCUCCGCUGCCUCCAAAGUCUGCCCGGAAAAGUCAAGAAAAGGGGACUCAAAAACGCAUUAUCCGGACGCGUGCCUUACU
This is a messenger RNA of Cynoglossus semilaevis (tongue sole), 5641 nucleotides long. RefSeq names its product coiled-coil domain containing 74B (gene ccdc74a). The transcript has 7 exons. Lineage: Eukaryota; Metazoa; Chordata; Actinopteri; Pleuronectiformes; Cynoglossidae. The record is from RefSeq and is a predicted model, not a curated record. The coding region runs from base 503 to 1576 and encodes 357 amino acids.